GCGCGGAGGUGAGUCGGUGUGUUGUGGACUCGUGGUGCUGGCUGCUGCUGUUGAGGCGGCCAGGAACGGGCUGUGGGGAGCGGGCAGAGCUGGUCCUGCCCCUGCCUGGCCAGCGCCGCAUUCGGCGCGGGCCGCACCCGCCGCCGCCAACUGCCCUGAGCGCCUGCUGAGGCCGAGGGAGACGUCGGGGCCUGCACCUGGAGAAAGCCUGCCGCGCUGGCCCCAAGGAGGGGGGCGUUGCCAUGGCGACAGCCUCUCCCGCAGCUGAUGGGGGGCGGGGGCGGCCCUGGGAAGGAGGGCUGGUCUCUUGGCCUCCUGCCCCUCCCCUUACGCUUCCCUUGACUUGGAUGGGCCCGAGUUGGGGGCAACACCCUGGGCAUUGGGGCUUUCCGGCUCUUGCAGAACCUUCAGCAUCCCCAGCUGCCAGUCUUGGCAUCUUCGAAGUAAGGAGAGUUUUAGAUGCUUCUGGAUGUUCAAUGCUAGCACCUUUACAGACUGGAGCAGCUCGAUUUUCUUCGUAUUUACUUUCAAGAGCAAGAAAAGUGCUGGGCUCCCACUUAUUUUCUCCCUGUGGUGUUCCGGAGUUCUGCUCCAUAUCCACCCGAAAGCUGGCGGCCCACGGCUUUGGCGCAUCCAUGGCGGCAAUGGUGUCCUUCCCUCCCCAGAGGUAUCACUACUUUUUAGUGCUGGACUUUGAGGCCACGUGUGACAAGCCACAGAUUCAUCCUCAGGAAAUCAUUGAGUUCCCCAUCCUGAAGCUAAAUGGCCGGACCAUGGAGAUUGAAUCUACCUUUCACAUGUAUGUCCAGCCUGUAGUCCAUCCACAGCUUACCCCCUUCUGUACAGAGCUCACCGGGAUUAUACAAGCCAUGGUGGAUGGUCAGCCAAGCCUGCAGCAAGUGCUGGAGAGGGUCGAUGAGUGGAUGGCAAAGGAAGGCCUCUUAGAUCCAAACGUCAAGUCGAUUUUUGUCACCUGCGGAGACUGGGACUUGAAAGUCAUGCUCCCAGGACAGUGCCAGUACUUGGGCCUGCCAGUGGCAGAUUACUUCAAGCAGUGGAUUAAUCUGAAAAAGGCUUACAGCUUCGCCAUGGGCUGCUGGCCCAAGAAUGGACUUCUAGACAUGAACAAGGGCCUCAGCCUGCAACACAUAGGCCGGCCCCACAGCGGCAUUGACGACUGCAAGAACAUUGCCAACAUCAUGAAGACACUCGCCUACAGAGGCUUCAUCUUCAAGCAGACAUCAAAGCCAUUCUGAUUGGCCGAGGAUGGGAUGGGGCAGGACAGGGUAGCUGCUUGGCCCAGCCCAGAACCCUCCUCUCCCUCACACCAGAGGGGAAAAGGGAGUGGCACAGCCCUGCGCCCAGAGUGUCCCCUAGCUGCCCUGUGGGCUUGCGCCCUGGGCGGGGCUUGGCCACUUGGCCCCUCUGGAGCAGACACUUUGUGCCCCCCCACCCCCACCCCUCAAUCUUGGCCCAGUAUUAGCCCUAUCCCAUUGUGGGCCUGGGCUAGGGGGACCCAGUACUCACUGCCUCCUCCCUGGUACACAGGCUUCUGCUGGGGCCACUAGGCCCCCCCUGUGCCCCCUCCCAUCCAUAGUGCAUGGUGUGUGGUGCCCCCAGGGCUCCAGGACAGAUCAGGCCCCAUCUUGUGUCUACCCCAAUCCCCACUGUGAACGUGCCACUGAAUAAAGUCGGGGAAAACAAGACCCUGUGUGU
Dipodomys ordii (Ord's kangaroo rat) is the source of this 1716-nucleotide messenger RNA. It is a transcript of the gene Eri3, whose product is annotated as ERI1 exoribonuclease family member 3. Gene Ontology annotation, molecular function: nucleic acid binding; 3'-5'-RNA exonuclease activity. Gene Ontology annotation, biological process: exonucleolytic trimming to generate mature 3'-end of 5.8S rRNA from tricistronic rRNA transcript (SSU-rRNA, 5.8S rRNA, LSU-rRNA). Lineage: Eukaryota; Metazoa; Chordata; Mammalia; Rodentia; Heteromyidae. Bases 243 to 1256 code for a protein of 337 amino acids. The record is from RefSeq and is a predicted model, not a curated record. The transcript has 9 exons.